Molecule: messenger RNA, 3094 nt
Organism: Aphanomyces invadans
Lineage: Eukaryota; Oomycota; Saprolegniomycetes; Saprolegniales; Verrucalvaceae
Exons: 5
Coding region: 665-3028 (787 amino acids)
Biological process (GO): protein ubiquitination; mRNA processing; ubiquitin-dependent protein catabolic process
Cellular component (GO): nucleus
Molecular function (GO): zinc ion binding; nucleic acid binding; ubiquitin protein ligase activity
Source: RefSeq, a predicted model, not a curated record
GUUUGUGUGGAGAGAGCAAGCAGAAGCUCUCGCCGGCCGCCGCAGGGAAGAGGACAGAGCGCCAUGUCGGUGCACUUCAAGUUCAAGUCCGAGAAGGAGUUCGGGACAAUUAACUUCCCAGGCACCACCAUUCGGGUCAUUGACCUGAAGAAGGGCAUCAUCGAGCAGAAGAAGCUCAACAAAGGCCAAGACAUGGAACUCGUGAUCACGGACUUUCAAAACAACACUGUGUACGAAGACGACAAUCAGCAAUUGACGAAGAACACGAGCGUGAUAGUGAAGCGCAUGCCAGCGAAGAAUAAUGUGGGGAUCCUGGCUCGCAUCGCCGCCGAACAAAAAGCCUUGUGCGUACUGCAUCCUUCUCCUGUGCCUACUGCAUGUUGUCACCCCUCGAUGUCUUGCUUGUUUGAUCACAUCAAUAAUACUGUUUUUCUUCGAGUCGACCCAGCCCUUCCGACGUCCUUACGCCGCUGCAUGGUGGUUAUUUGACUGACUUAGAGCUCCCCCCCAUACUCUUCUUCCCGUUCCCCCGGUAGCUCCUGCUUUGCCAAGCCUGAACGAAUCGGACGGCCAAGCGACGACGGCAUCUGGCGGUGCCGAAACAGUGGAAGACGAACUGGAAGCACUGAAUGCAAUCCAGCAAGAAGCCGAAGAAGCUCGAAGCAUGCGCGGUGGCGGAAACAAGACAUGGACGGCGACAGGUGGUGCGGGAUUCAAAGGGGGGCCGCCUGGGAUGUAUGCUGGCGGUCGGGGCGGCGGCUAUGGAGGCCGUGGUCCUCCUCCCAUGGGCGGUCGUGGUGGCGGCCCUUCGCAGCCUCUUCCUGGCGACAACUUGUUGGAUACUCCACCGCAAGGCUACGUGUGCUACCGGUGCGGUGUUCCCGGCCAUUUCAUCCAGAACUGCCCCACGAACGGCAACGCGAACCACGACAAGCACAUGGUGAAGCCUCGCACGGGCAUCCCAACCAGUCUGAUCAAAGCCGUGGAGGGCCCAAACCAAGCGCCAGGGUUUACUGUCGUCAACACUGGGCCCAACGGUGGCCUCGCCAUCGUCGUGCCCCAAGUGAAGGCGUUCGAGAAAUUGGUCAAGUCAUCUGGCGGCGGGUCCGGCAUUGACCAGUAUCGUCUGGUCCCACCGGACCACUUGGCGUGUCCGAUUUGUAAACGGCUCAUGCAAGACGCGGUGCUCAUUCCGUGCUGUCACGAGAGUGCGUGCGACGGAUGCAUUCGGGACGCUUUGAUCAGCCACAAUUUGACGUGCCCGUUGUGCCGAAAAGCCAUGUCCCCCGAAAAUUUGAUUCCAAACAAAGGCACACGGUCGUCGGUCGAUGAAUUCCUAAAGCGGUCGCAGAGCGAAGCGCAAGAGCGAGAGAGGCUGGUGAAAGAAGCCGAGGCCAAGGCGUUGCAGAAACAACUCGAAGCGGAAGACACAACGUCCCAGCGGCGCGUCGAGAUUGCCGACGCCGUCUUGGACAUUUCGAAGAAACCCAAGGACGACGACGACGACGAUUUGGGAGGAGAUCUGUUUGCAGAAGAACCUGAAAAGGUCGAAUCGCCGACGAAGCAAGAGAUGGCUCCCCAGCCCGCAACGCAACCUGCCCCGACGGACACAGCGGAGGCACCUACAGAGCAACCCCCCCCAUCGGUGACGGCCACCACGACGGACGUCAAAGCAGAGGAGGCAGGUAGCAUUAAGCCAAACCAAGACAAACCACUUGGUUCUGGACCACCGCCUGGUGGCCAUCACCAUGGUGGCCGUGGCGGGCAUCCCCCAGGAUGGCGAUCACACGGUGGCCCACCUCCAGGAUGGUUUGAAGGCCCACCUCGCCCAUGGUUUGAUGGCCCUCCGCCGCCGUGGGCUGCUGGGGGGCACUUCGGCCACCCCCCGCCUCACAUGUUCUACGAUGGAGGCUUCUAUGGAGGACCGAAUCCUCCACCUUGGAUGCGGCCUCCACCCGGCUACGGAGGUGGGCGUGACCGAUCGGCCGAGCGAAAGGGCGACAGAUCAGACAAAACCGACAGAGCAGACAAAGGCGACGACAAGGGAUCCCCGCGAAGCAAAUCUCGACGAAGUCGCGAGCGACGACGAGGCAGUCGGGACCGCAAGUCGUCGAGACACCGCAGCCGCAGCCGUAGUCGACGCCGCGACCGGUCGACUGAACGCGAGUCGUCGCGAAAGUCCGCGACGCGCGAUUCCAAGUCGGACAAACGUGACUUGUCCGAUCGCGAGCGCAAGGGCCGGUCGUCGUCCGUCAGAAAAGAGACAGACUCGAAGGAGCGCAGCACCAGUCGCCGGGGCAGCGAACGCAACGACGAUGACCGGCACAGUAAAGACCGGAGCGACGACCGGAAGGACCGCGCAGACGACAAGCGAUCCGGCGCUGCAAGUGCGUCCACGCCCUCCGAAAAGAGUCGCGAUGCAUCGCUAGAAAUAAAACCAUCCAGCCUGAAGGACGAGAAGGCUGCGGCGUCCAAGCCGGUCGAAGCACCGGCCAUCGACUUGGACUUCCUCGAAGAAGACCCCACCACUGUUGAUAAGCCGGUGACCAAGAACGAGUCGACCAAACGGGAGGUUGGAAAGGAAUCGUCGCGACGUAAAUCGGAGAACGAUGACUGGCGAGACCGCAAUGACAAGCGCAGUGAUCGGCAUGACCGCCAUGACUCGGAUCGCAAGACGUCGGAUCGGAAGGGCGGAGACCACCGUCGAAACUCGGAUCGCAAGGUGGAACGAACAGAUGAGCGGAAAUCCGACCGCAAGGGCGACGACCGUCGGCGUGGGGACAAGAAGGACGACGGUCUUCGCGAUGGCGACCGAAAGGAGAAGAAGGCGGACAAGAAGCGCAGCAGCGAGCGGCCGUCGUCACGCGACGACAAACGCAGCAAUGACAGCAAGCGCCGUCGGAGUCGGUCCCGCGAGCGCAACAAUCGAAGCAGCGAACGAAAGGUGACCAAGAAGGUGGAGGCGGAAGAGCCACCGAAGAAGAAGAAAUCUGUGUUUGAACGACUCGGGCCCGCGGUGAAGAAGUAGGCGGAUAUUCUUGUAAUGCAUCGAGGUGGUGUGCAAUGCGUGUGCCGUCAUCUACCUCGAUUACCU